GUUCGUUUUACCAAAAAAAAUUACAUUCGAAGCGUUCGAAGUGUCACACACAUCAGAACAUUUUUUAUGUCUCUGAGAAAUUUUUAACAAGUUGACGAAAGUGAUGAAUAGUUUACUAAAUUGAUCUCGCUCAUGAAUUAAAUGUUUACCUAGUUCAAUUUUUACCAACAGAACGAAUGAUGGACAUAAAGGAAUCGAUUAAGAAAUUAAUCAAACAAUCCACCGAAUUACUAAGCAAAUUAGAAGCCGACGAGUCUGUGGAUGAAAACGACGAUAUUGCGGAUGGCAUUGAAGUCUUCGACAAAAUAAUCGAAGAUUCCAAAACCAUUGCAACUCAAUUGAAAUCGAAGCGCCCGAAACCGCGACUUAAUGGCAAUAAACCAUCAACGGGCGACGAUUCGCGAUCGACAAUGAUCAAAUUGGUUCCGAUCGAAAAUUUGAUCCAGAAAGAGGCCACAAUAGUAUUAGAUAAGGCACCCAUUGAAUUGAGUGACUCUGAUAGUGAACCAUUGGUCACUAGUGCACAAUCAAAGUCUGGUGAAGCGGAGACGUCACCAUCCAAAGCUAGUAUUUUGAAGGGUGUGUUCAAUCCGGUGAAAGAAAUUGCUACACAGAAUCACGUCCAUGUGAAUCGAUCAGCCGAGAGAACACGAAAUUGUACGAUCAAUUUAUCCCGAACCGAUCUAACUAAAUUAGUAGCAUCUAAAGGGCUAGAAUUAAUGCCAACUUUAAACGAUGCAUCGACAAACUCAACAACGACCACCCUUCGAAUCGAUGUUUCAUCGGAAGAAAAAGAAGACUGCAAAUCGACCAAAUCCCAUCGCACUAAUGGUUCGAAAUCGAAUUCGAAGAAGGUUGCGAAAAAUUUACUUAAUUUAAGUAGUAGUCAAGGCGAAGACGACUGUACGAAUGAUAUGAACGAUAAUGGGGAUGAUCGAAACGUGUCCGACUCAAAUGAUAUGUCUAGCGCAUCAAAGAACGUGACCAAAAAGGCGAUAAGCCUUGUGAGCAGCGCCGACAGCGACGAAGAAAUAGUCGAAUCAAAGCCAACGCGCAAAGUAAAGCAACGUACCGCCGUGGUGCAUAGUUCCGAUUCAUCGUCCGAUGACGAGAAAUCCGGUAAAAGUAAAGCCGCCGGCAAAGCGUCCACCAAAUCGGAUUCAGAUUUCAAAGCAAGUGAUAGCAGCGACAGCGAGAAAAUCAAAAUAAAUAAACGUAAGGCGGCGAAGAAGGCAAAAAACGCGUCCGACGAUUCGGACGAUGAGUACAAAGUCGAACAGAAACCGGCCAAGAAGAAACGACGUCGCAUUAAGAAUGCCUCGGACAGUAGUGACAACGAGAAGAACGCCAGUCGCAAAAAGAUUCGCAAAAUUCUGGACGAAAAAGAUCUGGAGGAUGAGACCAAACAGGCGACCCGAGAGGAGAUGGAACGAAAGCGGCGAAUCGAAGAGCGGCAAAAGUUGUACAACGAGUACUACGAAGAAGAACCGGAAAAGGUGAAGGUACUCGACAAACUUGUAUUGGACUUCGAUGAAAAAUCGAAAGAAGAACUCGUCAGCGUCGACCGCAAACUCGUAAAGAAAUUGAAACCACAUCAGGGCAGCGGCGUUAAGUUCAUGUGGGACACCUGCUUUGAGUCCAUCAGUCGAAUCGAUAAGGGAAAGGGAUCUGGAUGCAUUUUAGCCCAUUGCAUGGGUUUGGGCAAAACAUUGCAAGUCGUGACAUUGGUACAUACAUUGUUGUCCCAUUCGGAAGAAACUGGCGUCGAGAAGGUGCUAAUUAUCUGUCCGCUUAGUACAGUUCUCAAUUGGGUCAACGAAUUCCGUAUUUGGCUAAAGGAGUGCGCUGACAACAAAGACAUUGAAAUCUAUGAAAUCUCAAAAUACAAACUGAUUCGCGAGCGAAUUAACAAAAUCAGUGAAUGGUAUAACGACGGCGGUGUAUUGAUCAUGGGCUACGACAUGUACCGCAUUUUGUCGUCCGAAACGAGUAAAAUGAAGAAAAUGAAAAAACGCGACAAGGAAUCAAUUAGCGCGUUACUCGUUGAUCCCGGUCCGGAUCUGGUCGUAUGCGACGAAGGACAUUUGCUGAAAAACAGCAAAACAUCGCUGAGCAAAGCGGUCAAUAGAAUUCGAACGUUGCGACGAAUCGUCUUAACAGGGACACCGCUGCAGAACAAUCUGAACGAAUACUAUUGCAUGGUGCAAUUCGUGAAGCCGAACCUACUGGGCAAGUACAACGAAUAUCUCAACCGAUUCGUUAAUCCAAUCACCAACGGUCAGUAUGAGGACAGUACACCGCGCGACAUUCAAAUGAUGAAAAAGCGAUCACACAUCUUGCACAAAUUGCUGGACGGAUGUGUACAGCGCCGUGACUAUUCGGUUCUAGCACCUUACCUACCCAUUAAGCAUGAAUACGUCGUCUCGAUACAGUUGACACCGCUUCAGAUUAAGCUGUAUGAGUAUUACAUCAAACAACGACCAGUUGCCGACACCACCAAGCCCACCAGAUCGUCCAUUUUGUUUCAAGAUUUUCAAAAUUUGCAACGCAUCUGGACACAUCCCAGGGUGUUGCGUUUUAACAGUGAUCGGUAUGAAGUAAAGGAGCAGCGUCGACGUGCCGAACUAUCUGAAGAUGAAGAAUCCGAAGGUUCCUUAAAAGAUUUCAUUGCUGACUCGGACACUGACGAAUCGGAAGCUGAAUCUACCUCUAGCUCAUCGUCGAGCGUAGCUUCUGAUGACAGUCGAAAAAAAGGGAAAAGAAAAACAGCAAAAGUUCCAGUGAAACGCCGGACCCGUGCCAAUAAAGACGAAUUUGAGGAUCCGGUCGAACCACUCGAACUACCGACGGCCAAAAUUGAAAAUCCGACCGAAUGGUGGAUGCAACUGUGUCCGGAGGAGGAACUGGACGAUUUACGGCAUUCGGGAAAGUUAAUGUUGCUGUUCUCGCUGUUGGAAGAGUGUUAUGCUAUUGGUGAUAAACUGUUGGUAUUCUCGCAAUCUCUGUAUACGCUCGAUGUGAUAGAAGUGUUCCUGAAGCGAAUCGACGAAUACACGCAACGUAAGAACAAUGCCAGCGACGACGACGAAGAGGUUAAAAAGGAGGGAGAACUAUUAGGCGGCUAUACAGGUUCAUGGUCACUGGGUGUGGACUAUUUUCGAUUGGACGGAUCGACUAGCAUCGAAAAUCGGAAUCUUGCUUGCAACUACUUCAAUUCGGACAGUAAUCCGCUGGCAAGACUGUUUCUCAUAUCGACACGUGCCGGUGGUUUGGGCAUCAAUUUAGUUGCAGCUAAUCGUGUUGUCAUUUUCGAUGUUUCAUGGAAUCCGUCCCAUGACAUACAGAGCAUUUUUCGUGUGUACCGAUUCGGUCAAGUGAAACCGUGCUACAUUUACCGCUUCAUUGCAUUGGGCUCCAUGGAAGAGAAGAUCUACGAACGACAGGUUACCAAAUUGGCUAUCGCGAAACGUGUCAUCGAUGAACAUCAAAUCGAUCGACACUACAAGGAGCACGAUCUAAUGGAGCUGUACAAAACCGAUUUGGUUCCGAGCGAGCCGCGGAAACAACCACCGUUACCGAAAGAUCGAAUGUUUGCGUUGCAGCUGCAGAAAUUCGAUAAAGUGAUCUACAAAUAUCACGAACACGAUUCACUGCUGGAGAACAAACACGAAGAAACGCUGAACGAGGAAGAGAUGAAAGCGGCGUGGGAAGAAUUCGAAGCGGAAAAAUCACGACCCGUUGUCACCUACAAUUACAAUCCUACACCACGAAUGUCCGGAAUGGGUCCCGUUACAAGCAAUACGAUUUACGGUUUCCGCUCGGACAUCAUGCUCAACCUAUUGAGUAUGUACGCACGAAAACAACAUCCUACAGCUAAUGAUACUCAGAUCAAGCAACUGGUUCCAUUGCUGCUGACACAAUUGCACGAAAAAAUGAAUUUGGGCGACACGAGCAUGUAUGCCGACUUGGUCCUGCUGCAAAAUCUCCAACAAGGCCCCACAAUGGCUUUCCAGAAUAUGAUCGGCCAAAUGAAUUCACAUCGAGUCGGAAUGAGUACAUACAAUCCGUACUCGGCCGUCAUGAAUCAGCAACAGUAUCUGUUGAUGCAAGCGCAAAAUCGUUUAAUGGGAUUGUCCAGUCCACAAGCACAUACAACCAAUGCAACAAGUACAUCAUCAAAUCAAGUUAUCGAACUCGACUGAUAUCAUUCCUUCAUUUAAUUUAAGAACGACAACAAAAAAAUCAUUUUCAUUUUGUAAGUGUUCGCACACCUCUGUGUGCGGCUGAAAAGAAGAUCAAAAUAUCGAUGCUGGUUUUUCUCCA
Molecule: messenger RNA, 4323 nt
Organism: Bradysia coprophila
Lineage: Eukaryota; Metazoa; Arthropoda; Insecta; Diptera; Sciaridae
Gene: XNP
Product: ATRX chromatin remodeler XNP
Cellular component (GO): nucleus
Molecular function (GO): ATP hydrolysis activity; ATP binding
Source: RefSeq, a predicted model, not a curated record